Messenger RNA from Coffea eugenioides, 339 nucleotides. Its product is annotated as tropinone reductase homolog At2g29330-like. Lineage: Eukaryota; Viridiplantae; Streptophyta; Magnoliopsida; Gentianales; Rubiaceae. The transcript has 2 exons. The record is from RefSeq and is a predicted model, not a curated record. Gene Ontology annotation, molecular function: oxidoreductase activity. The coding region runs from base 1 to 339 and encodes 112 amino acids.
AUGAUUAAGCUGAAUAUACUUGUAAAUAAUGUUGGAACAUGGAAAGGCAAGCCCACUGUUGAACAUGCCGCAGAAGAUUACUCUAUGUCCACCAAUUUUGAAUCUGCUUUCCAUUUUUCUCAGCUUUCUUAUCCUCUUCUUAAAGCAUCUGGGAAUGGAAAUGUCGUGUUCAUUUCCUCAGUUGCAGGUCUGUUGAGUGUUGAAAAUUUAUCUGUUUAUGCAGCAACUAAAGCUGCAGUAAAUCAACUCAUAAAGAAUUUGGCUUGUAAAUGGGAUAAAGACAGACAGGCUAUAGCUGUGGAUGAAGGAGUGACUGUUAAUGGGUUUCAACCAAUUUAA